CCCCAACCGGAAGUUAUACGCUGAGGGGAGGGUGUCCUCUCUCCCCCCCCCCACAAUGAUUCCCAAAGAAACGAUGAAGACGUAGCCGGGCGGCGAGGGCAGCGACGGGAUGUCGGUGAAUUACGCGGCGGGGUUGUCGCCCUACGCGGACAAAGGGAAGUGCGGCCUCCCGGAGAUUUUCGAUCCGCCGGACGAGUUAGAGAGGAAGAUCCAUCAGCUGGCUGACUUGAUCCAGAAUUCUUUCAAUGUGGUCUUUCACACCGGGGCGGGUAUCAGCACAGCUUCAGGGAUUCCAGAUUUCAGAGGCCCGAAUGGGGUGUGGACCAUGGAGGAGCGGGGCCUGGUGCCCAAAUUCGACACCACCUUUGAGAACGCGAGGCCGUCGAAGACUCACAUGGCUCUUUUGGAGCUCCAUCGAGUGGGCAUCCUGCACUUCUUGGUCAGCCAAAACAUAGAUGGGCUUCACGUGAGAUCUGGCUUCCCCAGGGACAAGCUGGCGGAACUGCACGGAAACAUGUUCGUAGAGGAAUGCAUGAAAUGUGGCAAGCAAUACGUGAGGGACACCAUUGUGGGCACCAUGGGGCUCAAACCCACCGGCCGGCUCUGCAACGUCUCCAAACACCGAGGGCUUCGUUCCUGCAGAGGCAAGUUAAUGGAUACCAUCUUAGACUGGGAAGAUUCCCUGCCAGACCGUGACCUCAAUUUGGCCUCCGAAGCCAGCAGGAGGGCCUCCUUAUCCAUCACCCUGGGGACCUCACUGCAAAUCAAGCCCAGCGGGAACCUUCCGCUACUGACCAAGAAGAAAGGCGGGAAGCUGGUGAUUGUCAACCUGCAGCCCACCAAGCAUUGACCAAAGUAACAACGGCCCCGAAAAAAGGGACUUAUGACCGUUUUUCACAUUUAACGACGGUUGCAGCAUCUCAGCAGUCACAUGAUCAACAUUUGGAUGCUUGGCAGCUGGUUCAUAUAGGUAGUCCUCGACUUGCAACAGUUUGUUUAGUGACCGUUCAGAUUUAACAACGGCACUGAAAAAUGUGACGUGACCGUUUUUCAAAGUUACGACCUUUGUAGCAUCCCCAUGAACAGGGGAUCAACAUUCAGAUCCUUGGCAGCCGGUUCAUAGUUACGACUGUUAUUGUGUCCCGGGAUCAUGUGAUCCCCUUUUGCGACCUCCUGACCAGCCAACAACUGCAGGGAUUUGCUUAAUGAUGGUGGCAAGAAAGGUUGUAAAACAGGGCCAAACUCACUGAAGAAUCAAUCAAUCCUGGGCAGAAUUCCGGUUGUAAGCAUGGAAGGCAGUUACAGCUGCAAGCUUGACUUCAAAGAAACUUCCAAUCAACCCUCCAGAUUUUUUCUUUUUCUUUUUGCGGUUCUUUUAGUGAUUAAUCGAUAUUUGUCCAUACAGGAACAUGUUAUCUCCUUUUGAUAAUAAUACUUUAAAAAAAUAAUAAAGGCAUUCCAAAUAUUUCAGAAAAAAAAGGAAAUUCUUCCUUUUUCCACCUCCUGGGAAAAACCCAUCCGCACAGUUUAUAACAGUUGUCAUUCUGCAAUCUGGGGAUUUUCCUAGAGAAGCUGGCCUGGUUUGAAACCACACGGAGGGAGGAAUUUCCUGAGAGCUGUGUUAUUACAGAUACAGGUAGUCCUUGACUUACAACAGUUCAUAUAGUGACCGUUCAGUUACGCCGGCACUGAAAAAAUGUGACUUACGACAUUUUUUUCACACUUAGGACCAGGGGUGAAAUGCUCCCAGUUCGCACUGGUUCUCCCAAUUAGGUAGAGAUGGCAGCUGCUGGUUUGGAGGACCGGUAGCAAAAAUCCCUGGCCCCACCCCCCCUGCCUCUGCUGAGCCCCACCAUCUGCAGAGAAUUAUUUUUUUUUACUUUUAAAAGCCAGUUUUGCUUCAGCCGAAACAUGCCUUUAAAAGUAAAAAAAAGCCUUUGAGGAUCCCGCCCCUCAGCUGAGAUCGGCAGAGACUUUAAACUUAAAAAAGAAUAUAUUUAAAGGCUACUCUGGUGAUCUCACCUGAGUUCCUCAUCAGCAGAACCUUAAAAAACAUGUUUUCUGUAGAAAACAUGUAAAAAACUCCUUUAAAAGAGUGUGAGCCACUUACCUGAUUACUGAUCGACCACAUGGCUUUUCUCGCAGCCGGAAAGCCCC
Molecule: messenger RNA, 2157 nt
Organism: Ahaetulla prasina
Lineage: Eukaryota; Metazoa; Chordata; Lepidosauria; Squamata; Colubridae
Gene: SIRT6
Product: sirtuin 6
Exons: 8
Coding region: 110-850 (246 amino acids)
Molecular function (GO): NAD+ binding
Source: RefSeq, a predicted model, not a curated record